AUGCACGGGCAUGCGCACCACAACCAUGCACGCAAUGUGGAGGAACUAGAGGACCGAGGAAAUGUUGAAGAACGAGGAGUCGUGGAGGAGCGAGGCGAUGUCGUGAUCGUUUACAAGACCAUGGAUCCGGACUUUGAAGGUGAAGUGGGAGGUUAUCGAACCGGCGCCGAACACACCACUGCCACCGAGGCGCACGCCGGCGUUGGUGCUCCUGUCGCGCCUACAAGGACCAAGGAACAAACAACCGAGACCAAAGCUACGGAUGAGGCGCCCACAACCAAGACGAAAGAGGAACCGACUACCACCAAAGAGACCGUGGCCCACACCACUCAUGAAACUAAAGAGGAGACCACCGAGACCACCGAGGCUGAAACGACCACCAAGAAGGCAACCAAUACCAGUGAGUCGGAGGCGCCUAUCACAGCAACCUCCUUUGUGACAUCGGCAUCGUCCACCUCGGAAUCUUCCCAGGAUGCCAACGAUCUCCUUGCGGCAACCUCAACCGGAUCGGGUAGUAACUCUGCCGCAUCGGCCUCGAGCACUGCUCUUGGAACUACUACUUCCGAGGGUAUGACUGGUGGUGCGAAGGCUGGUGUGGCCAUCGGUGUCAUCUUCGGUGUUGGUUUGAUCGCUGCCCUGAUUUUCUUCUUUAUCCGCAAGAAGAAGAGAAGCCAAGAAGGAUACCAGCAGGAGAAUGAGAAGACCUUCGGUGGCGAAGGCCUACCAGAGGGUAUGGCUGCUUCGCUCCCACCGCCUCCUCCUUCCAAGCAGCAGACGCCUUCGACUCCCCCUCAGCUUAAUGUUCGUCCCGUCACUCAAUUCGCGCCUGAUCUGAGCGGCAGCGGUGCCUUGAACCCCACCACCGCUGGUGCUUCCGCAGCUUUGAGCCCAGCCACAGCUGCUGUUGCAGGUGCCGCAGGUGCUACAGCUGCCUCGGCCCCCGUCGCCUCUCGUAACCUUACUGGCGAAUCGCCGCCUCCUACUCCGCCGAAGUCUGCUGGGAGUCACUCUGACCCCUUCAGUGACCCCGUCAAUCCUUUCAACCCAGCCACCGCCCCUGUUACCCCUGUUACGCAGACCGCGCCUUCGGUUGCCGAAUCAGCCACUGGACCGUCUGGACCGACCACUGGUACAUCUGGUACAUCUACACCAACCGUCGCAGCUGCCGCGGUCGGUGCCGCAGCCGUGGGUGUUGCAGCAGGUGCUGCCGCUUCAUCUCGAGCGUCUAAUGAUUCGGAGCGCUACCAUUCCGCCGAGUCACGCGGCCAUUCCCCCACUAGCUCAACCCAAUCCACGACAAUCCCUACCGACGCUGCCGCUGCAUCAGCUGGCGCUGCAGGCGCCAUGCCCAUGGCUGCUGGCCCACCACCCCCUAACAACGUUUACCGUGUGCAACUGGAAUUUAACCCCUCUAUGGAAGACGAGCUUGGACUUCGCGCAGGAGCGCUUGUGCGCAUGGUUCACGAGUACGAUGAUGGAUGGGCUCUCUGUAUGCGCCUCAACAACUCCCAGCAAGGAGUUGCUCCACGGUCUUGCCUCUCGGCUCGCCCUGUGAUGCCUCGCGCCCGCCCGCCCCCUGGCCCUCCCGGCUCUCGCGGUCCACCUAUUAUGGGCCCUGACGGUCGUCCAAUGAUGCCCGGGGGUCCGCCGGGUCCGCGAUUCUAUCCCCAAGAUGCCCGUCCGAGAUCCCCCGGUGGCCCUGGCUUCUCUGGACCUCCGCCCGGUCGUCCUUACCCCGGCCCUGGAUCUGCUGUUCAGUUCCCGCCAGUUCCCCGCUCCAUGUCGCCUGGGCCUAGAGGAGUGCCUGGUCCUCGCUCAAUGUCCCCCGGACCUGGAGGUAUGCCUGGUCCUCGCUCAAUGUCCCCCGGCCCUCGCUCGAUGUCCCCUGGACCAGGAGGGCGACCUGUCCCACGCGCAAUGUCCCCCGGACCUGGCGGCAUGCCCGGCCCUCGCGCAAUGUCCCCAGGGCCUGGAGGAAUGCCUCGCUCUAUGUCUCCUGGACCCGGCCCGCGCUCGAUGAGCCCUGGUCCAUACGGGCCUCCUGGAAUGCAGCGGCCUGUGAUGCCUGUCAACCAACGCCAACGCAGCAAUAGUGCCAGCAACGUCGCUCCGCCCAUGGCAGCGCCGGCCGCACCUGCUGUUUCAAGUCCAUUGGCCGCUCCUGCCCCUGCGGCCCCUGCUCCCGCUGCGCCUUCCGUUUCAAGUCCAUUAGCCGCUGCUGAUCCUGCUCCCGCUCCUGUGCCCGCCGCGCUGCAAGUUUCCAGUCCCUCGGCGGCUCCUGCGCCUGCGCCUGCUCCUGCUGCUGUAUCAAUGCCAAGUCCCUUAGCCGCUCCUACUCCUGCUCCCACCAGCGAGCUUCCAGCCCUGCCGACUUCCCCGCCGAUUUCCCCGCCGACUUCUCCGUCCGGCUCGAUCUCGCGGAAGCCAGUCCCCACCCAUGACGCUUAA
Messenger RNA from Penicillium verrucosum, 2448 nucleotides. Its product is annotated as SH3 domain protein. NCBI's taxonomy places the organism in Eukaryota, Fungi, Ascomycota, Eurotiomycetes, Eurotiales, Aspergillaceae. The record is from RefSeq and is a predicted model, not a curated record. The transcript has a single exon. Gene Ontology annotation, molecular function: protein binding. The coding region runs from base 1 to 2448 and encodes 815 amino acids.